Durotheca rogersii is the source of this 2228-nucleotide messenger RNA. Its product is annotated as transmembrane amino acid transporter protein-domain-containing protein. Gene Ontology annotation, cellular component: fungal-type vacuole membrane. The transcript is spliced from 5 exons. Bases 394 to 1977 code for a protein of 527 amino acids. Gene Ontology annotation, molecular function: L-serine transmembrane transporter activity; L-glutamate transmembrane transporter activity; L-arginine transmembrane transporter activity. The record is from RefSeq and is a predicted model, not a curated record. Gene Ontology annotation, biological process: amino acid transmembrane transport. Lineage: Eukaryota; Fungi; Ascomycota; Sordariomycetes; Xylariales; Xylariaceae.
GGGAAGUUGGCUGGCCUGGCUCCCACACAAAUUUCCAGCCUCAACAACGACGAGAAAGACCCUCGUCAUACCGCUACUUGCGUUCAAACCGCCGGUCGCCCCUAUAUACGUGUCAAUUUGCCGACAGCGAGUAUACCUGCGUGCGAUACCCAUUGUCGCUGCGUCUGCCGCGUCGCUACAUACAUAGCCCGUCGUAUACGUUCGUUUCGAAUCCGAAUCGCGGAAUCGCCGGCACGAGCACGCAACGCACAGGAGUACCAGCCACCGUUCGGACGAGCAGCCGACCAGCAUAAAACGACGCUACGUGACCACCAUUGCGGUACUCGAGUCGUUGGCGCAGCUCCUCGCUGCCCGGGAAUAUAACAAUUUGAUGCCUACAGAGCCUCUCAGGCUAUGCCGAAUUACUCGACCAUCUCUGAAGAGGGGUCCUCCUCGACUGGCGAGAUGACGAGGCAAAAACGGACCCGCGCCCGCCAGAAGGAGGGCGGAGGACAGGCGACGAUGGUUAGCAGCGUCAUCAAUCUCCUCAAUACCAUUGUCGGUGCGGGCACGCUCGCGAUGCCUUCGGCCAUGUCGCACUUCGGCAUGGUCUUCGGGACUAUGGUGAUCAUAUGGUCGGGCAUGACGUCUGCCUUCGGCUUAUACCUUCAAUCCCGAUGUGCCCGUUAUCUCGACCGUGGGUCUUCGUCUUUCUUCGCCCUAUCCCAGAUGACAUACCCGAACGCCGCUGUCAUUUUCGACGCCGCCAUCGCUAUUAAGUGCUUCGGGGUCGCUGUGUCAUAUAUGAUCAUCAUCGGUGAUCUGAUGCCUGGCGUCGUCGAAGGGUUCGAUUCGAGGACCGCCGAUAUGCCUUACCUCAUGGAUCGCAAUUUCUGGAUCACCGUCUUCAUGUUGGUCAUCAUCCCGUUGAGCUUCUUGCGGCGCCUAGACUCCCUCAAAUACACUAGCAUCGUGGCCCUGAUUUCUAUCGGCUACCUUAUCGUUCUUGUUGUCUAUCAUUUCGCCUCGGAUGUCCUUGCGCCUAAGGAUAAGAUCCGAUUCGUCUCUUGGGGAGGUCCCGUGGAGGCUCUCGCCAGCUUGCCCGUGGUUAUCUUCGCGUACACCUGCCACCAAAACAUGUUCUCCAUCCUCAACGAGAUUAAUGAUAACUCUCCCCGGAAUAUAAUGGGGGUUAUAUCUUCUAGCAUUGGCUCCGCUGCUGGCAUUUAUGUGCUGGUCGCCAUUACUGGGUACCUCACAUUCGGCAACGAUGUGAACGGUAAUAUCGUAUCUAUGUAUCCUGCAUCAGUUGCCUCGACAAUUGCAAAAGCGGCCAUUGUCGUCCUAGUCACAUUUUCUGUCCCCCUGCAGAUACACCCGUGCCGAGCGUCCGUAGACGCCGUCCUCAAAUGGCGUCCGAAGGACUCGUCCCGCCCACAAGCAUCGACGGGCUCGCCCGGCGGUCGGUUAAUUCUUCCCACUGCCCAGGCGCGAUCCGACCACGGCUCCGGCGCCCCUAUGUCGGACAUGCGCUUCGCUACCUUGACGACGAUAAUCUUAAUUCUAGGUUACAUCGUGGCACUCACAGUGGUCUCCCUCGAACGGGUAUUAGCCUACGUAGGCUCCACAGGUAGUACAAGCAUUAGUUUCAUCCUCCCGGGACUGUUCUAUUACAAGAUCUCAGACCCGCAUUCAAUCCACCAUCAACGCCUGACGAAAGAGGACGAUGAUGCCCUGUCGCAGCCCGGCACCGACUCGGAAGAUGAGGGUGCGGGAGACGACGGCCUGUUGGGCGGCAGCGUGGAUAGUGUCCCCAGCGCAGCGAGUGGUAGAAACUCGAAAUUCCCGCUUAGGUGGCGGCGGAAGUGGAGAUGGGACAUGGAGCAUCUAAACCCCGAGUUUCUGAGGGCAGCGGCACUGGCCUUAGCUGUAUACGGUGUUUGCGUCAUGACGAUAUGUUUGGUUAUGAAUCUCGUCGGCACGGUGACGGGGCAUUGAGCAUGGAGCACGUCUUUGACCUUCGCGAAAUGGAAAGACCUGAUCAGCUGCGAUAGGUACACUGGUAAUAAUGAGUGUUGUUGCGGCUUCGGGAGUUGUGCAUUUGUUGAUGGUUCGCUCCACAAUGGGGGAAGGCGUCUCGUUUGCAUCGAGCGGAGUCUGGGGUUACGUUGUGAUCGUACAAUACGUAUAUAAAGCACUAGCUAUUCUGUUGUAUAUACAUCUAUCUACAUCUCUUUUGGUUUCGUCUG